AUGAAGUCGGGACAGAUCAAGCGCUACAAGGACAUGAUCAAAAAGGCCGUCAGUUUCCUGAAGUGGCAGACCACGUUCGUCGGCACCUUCCUGGUGAAGCCACUCUUCUCGGGAUGCAAGGCUAUCGUGCAAGACCUCUGCGACGUGUUCAACGUCAAGACCGACCCGUGCUACGACCUGGUGCAGAUCUUUGCAGGUGAGGCCGUCGUCUCAGAGGAGUUGAGUCGAGCAGGACUCAAGGUGUGCGAGCCCAUCGAACAGAUAUACAAGUACAACCUACGGAGCGCCCAAGAUCGACGAGAGAUUCUACAGCUCUGUCGCACCCGCAGGCCGAAGCUCCUCACGCUGGAGUACCCCUGCACACUCUGGACGCAACUCACCAGGGUCAACUAUCGAGGCGAAGCUAAGCAACAACAACUACGUCGCCAGCGUCUCCGGGAUGAGCUGAAUAGCAAGCGAGACAACCUGUUCGAGAACCCCGAGACGUUGGAGGUAUCCAGGCAGUCACAGAUCAAGCGUUUGAAGGAGCAUCCCCGUGUGAAAGAGGUGAAGGUAGACAUGUGCCAGUUCAACCUACGACACCAGCAGUCUAACGGAAUGGUCAAGAAGCCGACGACGCUCUUGGUCUCUAGUGACUCCUACGUCGGGCGGCUGAGCAGCACGGAGUCCACGCGACCGGCGACUUCGGAUCUUAUGGGUGGCGAAUCAGACGAUUGGUUCUACUACGAGAACGUGGGCGACUUCACCGAGAUGCCGGUCAAGUUGCCCGAUGGACCUGACUGGAGCCGCGUGGCCGCGUGGACCGAGAUGACGGGUUCGAUCCAGCCGAAGUUGGAUCGCACUGGCAAGCUGAAGAUUCAGCCAUGGAACAAGCCAGAGCCUGUUGCAGAGGACAUCGGAGCCAGGGCCAUUCA
Prorocentrum cordatum is the source of this 914-nucleotide messenger RNA. Lineage: Eukaryota; Dinophyceae; Prorocentrales; Prorocentraceae. The record is from the annotation of a GenBank genome assembly.